AGAAAGAAAAAGGCAAAGAAUAUGCUUUGCUCUGCUCUGCAAACAUCCUUCCUUGAAAUUUAAAUAAUGCACAAAACAGUAGUAAAUUAUGAAAGUUAAAAUGCUUUUAGUAGUUUAGUAUCGGUUGCUAUGAUAUGAAUGCUUCUUGUUACGAUAGUCCAUCGUUAUCUUUAUGCCCUUUUGGUGUCAUUCUUUGAAACUUUCACGAGUUUUUCGUGCCCAUCUUUCCUUUUUCUUUUUCUCCCUCUUCUGACAAUCUUUAGAGAGAGAGAUUGAUCAGCAGCGGAGCAUGGAUUUUUUGCAAGAACCGACUUUUACUGCUUUUCUAGCUCUGGUUUUAUCUUUUCUUGUUGCAAAGAUUGUUGCUUUUGUUGUUUCUAACUCAGCUCCUGAUGCUGAUUCUGUUGUUAGUGAAGGUGUAGUGAAAGAGGUGAGUUUGGAGAGGGAAUUGGCGGUCAGGAGCGGGAAGGGGGAAAAGAGAGUGAAGUUUAUGGAUGAUGUUGUGAUCAGAAGGAUUGAUCGUUAUGAGGGGUCUGAAAAUCUUGUGUUGUUGGAUGAUGUUGAGGAGAAGAGCGUAGAUGAAAGUUCUGGACAAAUGGUUGAUCAAUUUGGAGGUGAUGGAGAUUAUGGAGUGAGAAAGAGUGAAGAAGAAUGUUAUGAUGAGAGAGAGAUGGAUGAUGCCGAAGUUGGAGGGAGUGGAAAAACUGAAAUGCUGUUUGAGGAAGAGGCUGGUGGUGAUAGGGAUGGUGUUGGUAGUGAGAAUGUGGAAGCUUUGGUGACUAGUGGGGUGAAAAGUGUGAGUGAUGAGAGAGAAGGGAAUGAGGAGAUGGUUGCAGGGGAUGUGGUGUUGGAGGAGGAGAAGAUGAGAGAUGAGAGUGAUGAUGAUUGGGAGGGAGUGGAGAGGAGUGAGUUGGAGAAAUGCUUUGCAGAAGCCGUUAACUAUGUGGAGUGUGGAGGGAAGGGGAAAGAGGUUGAUCGUUUGGUGAGAUUGGGGAGUGAUGUUCAGAUGCAGCUCUAUGGGCUGCAUAAGAUUGCACUCGAGGGGCCUUGCCUCGAGCCACAGCCAAUGGCGCUCAUGGUUUCUUCUCGUACGAAAUGGAAUGCAUGGCAAAGGCUGGGAAGCAUGAGCCGGGAGCUGGCUAUGGAGCACUAUAUUCAACUCUUGUCGGAGAAUAUACCUGAAUGGAUGCACAACUAUUCUGCUGAUGAUGAGAUUCAGAGAAAGAUGGAACCAAAAGAUGAAAUAUCUGUUGCUGAGUGCAAGAGGGGAUCAGAACCGAGCACCACACAUGUCGGUGAUUGUAACACUAGCGAGAAUUCUAUGGAUAAGGUUGAUGCUGUAUAGCAGCGUGAAGAUAUUAGUAUCACCUCUUUACCAGUUUAGCUUCUGGGCGAAACUGUCAUGUAAUUUGUCAGUCCCUCUGACCUCUGAUAUUUCAUCUAUAUCGUUUUUUUUUUAUCAUUUUUAUUUUAUAAAACUAGAGUAUCUCUUACAUGGUAUGAUUUGCAUGUUAACAAUAAACAGGGGUUUAAGGAUUCAAGAUUUACUGGAGGAGCCAAGGUAAGGACAUUUUACUGAGUGCCUACUAAUUGUUAUUACUAUUCAGGGUUUGUUGCAUGUAAAACUAAAACUUCUCAUGUGUUGUAUGUAAAAACGAUCACCAAUAUUCAUAUUUAUACUUGUAUUUCGUGUUGA
This is a messenger RNA of Salvia miltiorrhiza (redroot sage), 1696 nucleotides long. Its product is annotated as acyl-CoA-binding domain-containing protein 3-like. The transcript has 5 exons. Gene Ontology annotation, molecular function: fatty-acyl-CoA binding. NCBI's taxonomy places the organism in Eukaryota, Viridiplantae, Streptophyta, Magnoliopsida, Lamiales, Lamiaceae. The coding region runs from base 290 to 1345 and encodes 351 amino acids. The record is from RefSeq and is a predicted model, not a curated record. Gene Ontology annotation, biological process: fatty acid metabolic process.